CAGCGUGCAUCAUUCAAGAAGAAGUCGUCGACAGCGCUGUUUUGAAAGAGUUUAUUUACUUUUAGCCCAAGAAUAAAAAAUGGCACAAAGGAAGUGUGUUUUUGAUUGUGAGGGCAAGAAAUCGUUGUUCAGGUUCCCAAAGAACACGGAGUUAAGACAACAAUGGAUGCAAUUUGUUUUCCCCGGCCAGAAACGGAGUUCCGAAAACGUGUAUGUUUGCUACCAGCAUUUCUCUGACGAUUGUUUCACAAACAAGGCCCAAUUCGAAGCUGGAUUUGCAAAUCGUUUACAACUGGAUGAUGGAGCGGUCCCUACAAUAAAGUAUCCCGUUCAAGAGUCCGAACUCCAGGCGACCACUUCUACCAGCCAGGCCAUGCCGUCAAUCAAGCACACUGAGUGUCAAACCGAACAUAGACCUGCUGUGUCUGUCGAAGUGCAAGCCAACCCACUGAAGUCGUCUGUAGGCACUCAGUGUAGGUUUACGCCAUUGCAAAAGACAACAGGCACACAGUUCUCCUUUUCCAAACAUACGGGACACUUACGGAGCAAGGGCACACAGACAACAGAUUUAAGUGCUAGUAUGGAGACUCCACAAGUUAACACACGGAGUCAUCUGCCAACUACACCCUUAAAGGCCUCUAAAUCCGGACAUUGUGCGAGACCUGCUAAAAGGCCUCGUAUGGAAUUGCCGGAAGAGGAUGAAGAAGAUAUAUCAGAUAUUCCACAACCUCAUGAUUCCACACACGAGCCUGGCGACUCUGCUGCAGAGCCUUCUGAAAUUAGCGGGAUGGAGAGAGCUAUAAAGUGUAAUUACACUGAUGCCAAGUACAUUGUGUUUGAAAGCUCUCUAAGAGAGCUUUUCGAAACGUGUCCUUUGUGCAAGCGAAACUGCGAUGUCCAGCGACGUCGGCUUGGGACAUUUGUGUCAUUCAGUCAGGUCUGUAAAAACUGUCAAUAUAAUAGAAAAUGGCAGAGCCAGCCUGUGAAAGGAAGUACCCCGGUCGGAAACCUGCAAAUGUCAGCGGCGGUUUACUUUACUGGUGGAUCAUUCCUUCAAACGAAAAAGAUUUGCAGAGCAAUGAAUCUUCAAAUACACCAGUACAAAACAUUCAGAAGGCAUGCUCGUUUGUUUCUGGAACCAUCCAUACAUCACAAGUGGAAGAUGGAUCAGCAGGCCAUGUUCCAGCAACUACAACGGCAGGGUGAAAUUCCAUUGGGUGGUGAUAUGCGUGCCCUUUCUCCAGGACAUGCUGAUAAAUAUGGCAGCUACACUUUAAUCCAUCUGAAAAGCAAUACAAUUUUGGACAUUCAACUACUAAAGAGCAUCGAAGUGGGAGGCAGUGCACACAUGGAGAAGGAGGGACUCAGAAGAGGUCUGGAUCUUCUUGAGUCCAACCAGUUGCAUGUGGACUACAUUGUGACUGAUCGCAACACACAAGUGGAGAAGUAUCUGAGGGAGAGAAAUGUUAAACAGUUCUAUGAUGUUUGGCACCUCGAGAAGGAACUAUCCAAAAAACUGGAUAAAUUGUCAAGAAACUGCAAGUUGCUGCGAAAGUGGUCACAAGGUAUAAAAAAUCACAUAUACUGGUCAGCCAUGUCUUCCAAGGAAGGACCCAAGAAGAUUGCAAAGUGGAAGAGUUUCCUUAAUCACAUUCAGAACAUCCACACUCAUGACGAUCCACUAUUCCCCAAGUGCGCUCAUUUAGAAAGAGUGUCCAGAGACCCAAGUAAAUGGUUCAGACCGGGUACAAUGGUACUUCAUAAAAUAGAGAAGCUACUCCUGAACAAAAGAAUUCUCGAAGAUGUGGCAAAGCUGAGCCACCAACAUCAAACUUCAGUUUUUGAGUCAUUUCACAGCGUCAUUCUGAGAUUUAACCCAAAGAAUGUUGUUUAUCCUUUUGUUGGAAUGUUAUGCAGGCUUUAUCUUGCGGCAAUGCAUUUCAAUGAGAAUGCAGAUCGCGAACAGGAGGGCUUAGCUGUAUACAGGAUAAUGCAUCCUAGUUCAAGGACGGGGCAACCUACAGCCAAGCCAGUUAAAACUGAGCCCACCUUUGAAUACAUCAGUGACCUGAUGAGAAUGCUGUUCCUGGAAGUUUUUGACAAACCUGACAACUUUGUUGAGGAGCUACGGAAAGUUUCCGUCCCAAGUUUACCUAUCAGUGCAGUCUGAAUGGUCAGCAAAUGAGGAUGUCGGUUCCCGACAUGUCUCUAGGUUCAAACCAGCGGUAGCCGGAAGCCAACAUAGUUCCCUGUACUUCCUGGCACAGGACAAUGUGUGCUGGAAUGACCACACGCACAUGUCUGCCGAUACCCACAGCUUCAACUAACAAAACGGCGAGAUACCUGAAAUGUCUGCCAAAGAGUGGUGGAAAAUUACAUGUAUGUUAUCAGUAAUGCGUUACCUUGUGUUGUGGUCAACACAUACCUCCUACAAGUGUGCAAUAUUUUGUCCUUGCAAUAUUAUUUCUGAGAGUAAUCAUUAGUAUUUAUAUUUUGCCUACAAAAUAAACAUAUUUCUUAAAAGUUUGA
Triplophysa dalaica is the source of this 2529-nucleotide messenger RNA. RefSeq lists its product as uncharacterized. The record is from RefSeq and is a predicted model, not a curated record. Lineage: Eukaryota; Metazoa; Chordata; Actinopteri; Cypriniformes; Nemacheilidae. Bases 80 to 2170 code for a protein of 696 amino acids. The transcript is spliced from 11 exons.